CGCCUGUGAACAACAAAAUGUGGGUGUCCCGCCGGUCACGUGAUCGGGCCAGUCACGUGGCCCCCAACCCUUAAGGAAGGACCCCCCCCCAACCCUGGAACGCAGCCUGGGCUCCCCAGAGCCCCCUUCAUGGUGCUGUCGUUGGUGUUGGUGUCUCUGGGGAACUCUGCCUUGCUUAAGCUUUUACUCUGUGCGUAACCGACACCCUCCAGAGGCCGUUUAGGACCGGGAACGAGAGCACCGGGCCUCCAAAAGGAUGAAGUAUCUUCUUGACUUGAUCCUGCUGCUGCCUUUGCUCAUCGUCUUCUGCAUUGAGUCUCUUGUCAAGCUUUUUAUUCCCAAGAAGAAAAAAUCUGUCGCCGGAGAGAUCGUCCUGAUCACCGGAGCUGGUCAUGGGAUUGGAAGACUGACUGCCUACGAAUUUGCCAAACUUAACACCAAACUGGUUCUCUGGGAUAUCAAUAAGAACGGCAUUGAGGAAACAGCUGCCAAGUGCAGGAAGCUGGGUGCCCAGGCCCAUCCCUUUGUGGUGGACUGCAGCCAGCGGGAAGAGAUUUACAGUGCUGCAAAAAAGGUAAAGGAAGAAGUUGGAGAUGUUAGCAUUCUGGUAAAUAACGCCGGUGUUGUCUACACUGCAGACUUAUUUGCUACGCAGGACCCUCAGAUUGAAAAGACUUUCGAAGUCAAUGUGCUUGCACACUUUUGGACCACCAAGGCAUUUCUCCCAGUGAUGAUGAAGAAUAAUCAUGGCCACAUUGUCACUGUGGCAUCAGCAGCAGGCCACACCGUGGUCCCCUUCUUGCUGGCUUACUGUUCCAGCAAGUUUGCUGCCGUUGGCUUCCACAGAGCCUUGACUGAUGAGCUGGCUGCCUUGGGACGCACAGGAGUGCGAACAUCGUGCCUCUGCCCCAACUUCAUAAACACCGGCUUCAUCAAGAACCCUAGCACCAAUUUAGGACCCACCCUGGAACCUGAGGAGGUGGUGGAACAUCUCAUGCAUGGGAUCCUCACUGAAAAGAAAAUGAUUUUCGUUCCGAGUUCCAUAGCACUUUUGACAGUAUUGGAAAGGAUUGUUCCUGAGAGGUUCCUGCAAGUCCUAAAACACAGGAUCAACGUCAAGUUCGAUGCAGUUGUUGGGUACAAAGACAAGUGACGCAGCCUGUUCCGAUUCCCUGAAAGCCGAUUGACUGGAUCAAAGUUGAUUUCUUCUAAUAUUAAUCAAAAGUUUGAUGUUUUUAAUGUUUUCUUUGUAUCUUGUUUCUUCACUGUCUCCUCUUGAAGCUGUGACCAUUGUCAUGAAAACCAGUUUCAUGUCCUAGACCCAAACAGCCCUAAGGAAGUUGCGCCUAUGGAAAAGGGGCGGGGGACGAUUGGUUUCGUGAUGAUAAUUUCCCCAGAUUCUGUGGCUCAUCGCCAGGUUUUCAGAGCUUGUACUGUCGGUUUUCAUUUACAGGAUCUGUAACUGCACUUUGAGUUUGUAUAAUUCACACUUCCUGUUCUACCCCAUAUGAAAUUAGAAACCUUAACCUCUCAAGGUGGAAUGAAGGACUGAGUCUGGUGUCAUUUCACAGCGGAGUCAUGUGCUCUGUAACGUUCCAUUCCGUGGAUCAGCGCUGUUUGCUGAGAUACCAGCCCAAGGGAGCUUGGAGGAAAAGCGUCCGUGGGACUGCAGUCUGGGUACAGGAAAACACGCGGACAGAUGGACAGACGGAAAUAAUAAAUGGACCAAAUCUCACGCUUAGUGUCUCCAUCUGCUGCAGAGACCAUGGCUUGACCUUUAAAUAAAAGGAAAAUCAAUGACUCGA
This is a messenger RNA of Mus caroli (Ryukyu mouse), 1805 nucleotides long. It is a transcript of the gene Hsd17b11, whose product is annotated as hydroxysteroid 17-beta dehydrogenase 11. Gene Ontology annotation, molecular function: steroid dehydrogenase activity; oxidoreductase activity, acting on the CH-OH group of donors, NAD or NADP as acceptor. Gene Ontology annotation, cellular component: lipid droplet. The record is from RefSeq and is a predicted model, not a curated record. Lineage: Eukaryota; Metazoa; Chordata; Mammalia; Rodentia; Muridae.